This is a messenger RNA of Loa loa (African eye worm), 423 nucleotides long. RefSeq lists its product as hypothetical. The record is from RefSeq and is a predicted model, not a curated record. The transcript has 3 exons. Lineage: Eukaryota; Metazoa; Nematoda; Chromadorea; Rhabditida; Onchocercidae. Bases 1 to 423 code for a protein of 140 amino acids.
AUGAAGAUGAGCUCUGAUUUGACCACUUUUUCUGGACCCCUCCCCGUGUUGAGCAAGCAGUGGUUCCUUAGGAAAAGGCUGCUUGGUCGUGCAAGGUAUUGUCGAGCAAGACUGUCACCUUCGUGGUCAAUCUUGAACGGCCAAUGUCGUAAACGAUGCAAUGCUGGGUCUGUUGUUUCCAGUAUACCUUAUCAUCUGAUAAGACACCUGAUAGGACAAGAUAUACAAAUAAAUGCACCUGUCGGAUUACCGAAAUUUAAGCUAUGUUCAAAUAAAAUUUCUACAACAACUGACAGGGUGAUGAAAUCCUGCAAGUGUACCUCCGACAUCUGUUAUUACCUAACUCAGUUAAGAGUUCACCAUCAAGAUUACAGUGAUACCUACUACACAGUUUAUGAUUCCUUAGAUAGGCAAAUGGUAUAA